AAAAUGCAUUUAUCUUAUUUCAUUGACCCACAUAUGCGAUGUAAAAGGAGGCUGUAUGAAGUUUACCGCUUUAUCGACUUGCAUCUGUGCGUUUAAUGUGGGUGGCAAAUCAUUGGGAGGAUGGAUAUUAUCUCGAGGAAAGAAAUAAACGCGUACAUGUACGAUACUUUCGACGUCCCUACGUUUUUCGUCUAAGAUCAAUGACAGAAAUACGUGAUAAAAAAUGAUAUUGCGGAGAUCACGAACGGAGAUGAAAUUAUUAAGAUUUGUUUAUAUCUUUGCGGCACUUUUUAUUUUAAUCUCUGGGGACGAGUAUAAAAAGCCAACUGUUUUAAUAACGAUUCUAGUCCGUAACAAAGCACAUACAUUACCGUAUUUUUUAACGUUCUUGGAACAAUUGCAUUACCCGAAAGACCGAAUGCACCUUUGGAUACGAAGCGAUAACAACAUUGAUAAUUCCGUUGAAAUCUUGACGACCUGGUUGAAAAAUCAAGCUGACGAAUACCAUGGAAUUGACGUCAAUCUCGAUGAAACCAUAUCCAAAGAUAAAUUUGAAAUUUCUCAAUGGUCCAGGCAAAGAUUUUUACACGUGAUCAAUUUACGCGAACAAGCACUCAAUGCGGGAGGAAAUAUGUGGGCAGAUUUCGUUUGGAUGCUCGACGCGGACGUCUUUCUGACGAAUCCAAACACUCUCAAUGAGCUGAUUGUAAAAAAUCAAACUGUAGUCGCUCCCAUGUUGAAAUCCGACGGAUUGUACAGUAAUUUUUGGGCUGGGAUGACCAAUGAUUAUUAUUAUUUGAGAACUGAGAAAUACGAACCGAUCUUUUAUCGGGAGGAGAAAGGAUGUUUCAACGUGCCAAUGAUUCAUAGCGCUGUUCUUAUAGAUUUAAGACGACGCGCUUCAGAUUUCCUUACGUACGACCCGAACAAUUUGAAAGCGUAUGAUGGACCCACUGACGAUAUUAUAACUUUUGCCGUUGGAGCUAAUAUGUCUGAUAUAUCUUUAUUUAUUUGCAACGAUCAUUUUUAUGGCUUCGUGACAGUUCCAUUAGAAGAAACAGAGACAAUCGCUGAUGAUGAGCAAAGACUGAUUAAUAUUAAGACGGAGAUUUUAUCGAACAGUAACUACUUACCACUAUCGACGUAUUUGGAACAGUUCGUACAAUAUCCUGAGAAGGAUACAUUAGGAGUGGAUCACAUUUAUAUGAUAAAUCUUUUAAGAAGACCAGAAAGACGCGAUAGAAUGCAUAAACUUUUUAGGGAACUUGGAAUUAGAGCGGAAACGAUAGACGCUAUUGAUGGUAGGGCGUUAAAUAGCUCUAUCAUCAAAGAAUUAGGAAUAGAAAUGAUGCCGGAGUACGCUGAUCCAUAUCAUGAUCGACCAAUGACUAUGGGUGAGAUCGGUUGCUUUUUAAGUCAUUAUAAUAUUUGGAGUAAGGUAAUCGAGAAUGGUUUCGAAAGUGUUAUAGUCUUAGAAGAUGACGUCCGAUUCGAACCGUACUUUCGACAAAAGAUUAAAUACAUUUUAGCAGAACUGGACGAUCUUCAAGUUCAAUGGGAUUUAAUCUACCUGGGUAGAAAAAUAUUGGCAGGCAAUUCUGAAGCUGUGGUUUAUGGAUCGAAAUAUUUGGUGCGCCCUAGUUAUAGUUAUUGGACUUUGGGGUACAUUUUAUCUGGUAAUGGCGCAAAGAAACUCGUCGGAGCAAUGCCAUUAAAACACUUGAUACCCGUCGACGAAUAUCUUCCAAUAUUAGCCGACGUUCAUCCCAGGGAGGACUGGAAAAUAUAUUAUCCAAAGAGAAAUUUAAUGUUGCUUUCUGCAAGCCCUUUGCUAAUUUAUCCAACGCAUUACACAGGCGAGCAGGGAUACAUCAGCGAUACAGAAAAUUCGACGAUCAUAUUAAAUAAUCAAAGUACCUUUAAGUCAAAAAGGGAAGACUUAUGAGUGCCAUAUAAUAGUUACCAUAAGAAUAUGAACCGUAUUUUUAAGUUUUAUUAAUACACUCACUUUGUGUACUACUGCCAUUUAAAUAUGUAUUAUAAAAACGAUAAUAUGUACAAGAAAUAGAAUGAUAGAUAUGAUGUUUUAUAUA
This is a messenger RNA of Ceratina calcarata, 2093 nucleotides long. Its product is annotated as glycosyltransferase 25 family member-like. NCBI's taxonomy places the organism in Eukaryota, Metazoa, Arthropoda, Insecta, Hymenoptera, Apidae. The record is from RefSeq and is a predicted model, not a curated record. Gene Ontology annotation, molecular function: procollagen galactosyltransferase activity. The coding region runs from base 224 to 1945 and encodes 573 amino acids. The transcript is spliced from 10 exons.